Messenger RNA from Triticum turgidum subsp. durum (durum wheat), 1215 nucleotides. NCBI's taxonomy places the organism in Eukaryota, Viridiplantae, Streptophyta, Magnoliopsida, Poales, Poaceae. The record is from the annotation of a GenBank genome assembly.
AUGUCGUCGACGUUCGCCGGUGUAUCCGUCCUGGCCGGCGGCGAGCUGUGCCCUUCCACCGAGUCGCCCGUCGUCACCAGCACGGACUGCGGGUACCACCUGCUUGUGGUCCAGGACUACUCGCUGACCAAGCGAGCGACACCCACCGGCAUGAGCAUCUGCUCUCGCCCUUUCAUGGUGGGACGCCAUGAGUGGUGCAUCGAGUACUAUCCUAACGGUCAGAAGAAGAGCUGUGCCGACUUCAUUUCUCUAUAUGUUAACCUUCUCAACGACGAAGACGAUGCCAAAGAGCGUGUGAAGGCGAAGUUCGAGUUCAGUUUCAUCGACGAGGCGGAGAAGCACAAGCCGAUGUACAUUUCUGGAACCGAGACACUCAGCUUCCGCGGCGAGUGUCUGCGGGGCUACGGCAAGUUCAUGAGAAAAGAUGUCCUUGAACAAUCAGCGAAUCUGAUGGAUGAUUGUUUCACCGUCCGGUGUGACAUCAUGGUCUGCGACACACAGGAUGCCGGUCGCAACAAGGUGCUCCUGUCUGAAAUAGACCAGCAUUUAAACAAUCUCCUUCAGACUAAGGUGGGUGCUGAUGUCACAUUCGAGGUCAGCGGCGAGAUGUUCGCUGCACACCGAUGUGUGCUUGCAGCCCGUUCUAAAGUAUUCAUGGCACAAUUCUUCGGCCCCAUGAAGGAGGGCACUGCUGCAUCAAGUGCCAUCCAGAUCAAAGACGUGGAAGCAAAAGUGUUCAAGGCUUUGCUUAGCUUCAUCUACACGGACUCACUCCCUCUAUUGGAGGACGACGACUUGGAGGAGGAUGAAGGAGAGGCCGUGGAAGAAGGACAAGAAGAGGAAGCAGCAGAGGAUGAAAUGGCAGAAGUUGCGGAACAAGGAGAAGGAGAGGAUGCAGCAGAGGAUGAAACGGAGCUGCAAUGGCUACAAGAUUUGCUUGUAGCUGCAGACAGAUAUGAUCUCCAACGGCUCAGGUUUAUCUGUGAAAAGCGAUUGUCUGAGCGCAUAGGUGUGACCUCAGUGGCAUCCACUCUUACUCUAGCUGAGCAGCUCCACUGCCGCGGAUUGAAGGAGGCGUGCUUGAAGUUUAUCCAAGUCCAAUCUCCCUUGUGUUUGCAAAAAGUAAUGGGGACUGAUGGCUGGGAGCCGUUAAUUAUGACCUACCCCUCUGUUUUGAACGAGCUCAUUGCCAAACUUGCUACAAACCAGAAGUAA